Aspergillus fijiensis CBS 313.89 is the source of this 2569-nucleotide messenger RNA. RefSeq lists its product as uncharacterized. The transcript has 2 exons. The record is from RefSeq and is a predicted model, not a curated record. Lineage: Eukaryota; Fungi; Ascomycota; Eurotiomycetes; Eurotiales; Aspergillaceae. Bases 135 to 2069 code for a protein of 644 amino acids.
CUUUACUCUUCACUCUUUUUGUCCCUGCUCUGCAUAACCUCCCUCCACUUUCACAACCGGCAUCAUUACGCCCAUUCUGGCGAUGAGCACUCGGCUUAGGCAGUUGUGCUACUAUCGCCUUAACACCUUCGAAAAUGGCGACCAAAUUCCCGGUCGAGUCGGUGGCAAUGAGAGCAAGACGAACUGCGAAAAUUUCGUCGGUGAGAGGAGAGCGAUGGAUCCCUGACUCUAACUUCCCCAUGGCUACUGCUAUUUUCGAUCAUCUCCAUAAGAAUCGAUUGAAACGCCAAGUGAUGAGGCCGGAAAUAGUCAGUGAAGAGCUUGGUGUCCACGUUAUGCAGCGCCUCGCACCUUUCCUUCGCCGCAAUGCACCCACGGAUAUUCUCGAUUUAUGGCCAGGUUGCGGACUCUUCUCAUCGAAAGUCAACGAGUUCCUUCGGCCGCGUCGACAUGUUAUGUUGGAGCCGGACUUAAAACUCUGGCAAAAGUUCCUGGAGCCUCUAACCGAGGCGGGAGAGGGCUACAAAUUGCUUGACACAAACCCUCGUUCCUUCUCCGCCUGGGAUGAGCUUUUGAAAGAACAUUUUCCUGAGCAGGGUCCUGAGAAUGCCGAUACCAGCGGGGCACUACCUUGCAAUUCCAACUUGCUGGUGGUCGCCAACUUGACGCGCCCGCCCUCGCCGAAAGACCACAUGACUACAACCCGAUGGAUUUCUUCCUUUAUGGAAGCCUGCCUAUGGCAAAAAGGCUUGCACUCAUACGGUGCCGUCCGCCUGUUGGCUGUACUGCCUCAGGAUGAUUUUAGCGGCGUAAUCCCCCACGAGCCCGGCGACCGCAAACGCGCCGCGAUUUUGACUGAGAACGUCGCUUUGCACAACGUCACGGUUGCCACACACGACGAGCUUUGCUUCUGGGCCAACGUAAAGGGUGUCAAGUACGCUGAAGAGGAACGCAUCCGUGUCACAGAGCAAGCAUCGGCCAACGGUUUCCUGCCUAUUCCGGGCCGUGAGCCAUCCCCUAUAACCCCCACGCCGGACUUCUCCCAUCUUGCUCGUGACCCCGAAAAGCAUCGCUACGAGCCCCGCAUUCGGAGCGAGCUCCAUUCGCAGCUGCUGGAGGAAAUCGAAAGGAUUGACAAGAUGUCACCGAGUUCGCCGGAUUACAAAGCAGCCAGAAAGGUCCGCGGUCGCGCAAUCACUCGGAUCAAUUCAGAACACCGAGCGAACGGCCUCAACAGACUCAUUGUCGAGAAAUUGAUGCAGCUGGAGGAGCUGUACAAGAGCGUGGCCCGCUUGGCCGCGCGCCCGACAACCACGCGCGCCGACUUCGAGCCGCUCCUUUCUGAAAUCGCCUCCUUGAAGCAAGUCAUCGACGCCGAUUACAAAAAAGUCCAGACUAAAUGGCGGCCCUCGCUACGACAUACGCUAGACGACAUGCGCUCCCGGGCUUCCGACGACAGGGCGGCCCUACUGCACUGGGACCGCCGGCCCUUUGAGCCGCUACGCAUGCAGGACAACGAGACGUACCCGCGGGACGAAAAGCGCAGCAUCCUCUAUUUCGAACCGGACCCCAACUCGCCCGUGGCGCGCAAACUCUUCUCCCUCGACCCCGCGACGCGCGCCACCGCCGCCGACCUCUUCGAAAUCCUCACCCUCUCCCUGUAUCGCGGCCGCACCGAUCUCACCCUCGGCGAGAUGCUACCAUUGGUGUUCCCCGGCCGAUCAAUCAACGACUGCGUGCGCGCGAUCCCCGGCCUGGUGCAGCACACCGUCCGCACCCCGAAGCCGGAUUUCGACGCCCUGCCCAAGACCCUCAUCGCCGAACCCAGUGCCGGCGCCGCGGCGCAGCAGCAGCUGGACCCCGCCAUGUGCUUCCAGGAGAACCUUGACUACGACGUCAGCGACGUGCGCGUGCACAUCAUCCCUUGCCCGGUGCUGUGGGACAUCUGCAUCGAGUACUCGCACUACGAACACCGUCAGUCGAUCCGGUCGCUCGCUCGCGCCCUCGGCGCCACAUUGACGGGUUCCCGACUUGGGGCUCAUCUUACCAAGGGCAAGAGGCUCAACUGAGUCCGCUCUUGCAGCGUCUGGGAAAUAGAAAAGCACCAACGAAGAACAAGCAACAAAAUCAAGAAAAAGAGAGUGCGCGAGCAAGAGGUAUUGCGACUAUUGCGGACCCUCACACAUCGAUCCCUUGUAUACUAAACUGUAUAAAUAUCUUCUCGACCCGUCACCACACCAUCCCCGAACCUGGUCGGCCGAUUGGCCCACGGCAUACCUCUGGUGGAUAUACUAGACAUGGGAUCUCUUCAUCCUUACGAGAAAAGAUCAUUCUCCCCUCAUCAACACUCUCUCGCCUUUAUCGAAACAUAAUUCAACCCACAAUCGACUCGAGAGCAAAACCUGAAUGCUCUCGGAACUCUGCGGGCUUUCGUUCCGCACAAACCAAGAACUUGCCGUCCGUGGAACUCGAAAUUUCAAGAUUAGGGAUAACGGCCGAAAAGUCUUCUCCGGCUUGUGUCCGGGGGACGCUGGCAGACUCGAGUUGCGCCCCCCCCCCCCCCCCACCC